Messenger RNA from Leptonychotes weddellii (Weddell seal), 3909 nucleotides. NCBI's taxonomy places the organism in Eukaryota, Metazoa, Chordata, Mammalia, Carnivora, Phocidae. The record is from RefSeq and is a predicted model, not a curated record.
GCCGCCUGAGCCGCCCGCCCGCGCCAUGGAGCCCGGCCGCGGCGGCCUGGAGGCCGUGGGCAAGUUCGAGUUCUCGCGCAAGGACCUGAUCGGGCACGGCGCCUUCGCCGUGGUCUUCAAGGGGCGCCACCGGGAGAAGCACGACCUGGAGGUCGCAGUCAAGUGCAUUAACAAGAAAAACCUCGCCAAGUCCCAGACACUGCUGGGGAAGGAAAUCAAGAUCCUCAAGGAAUUGAAACAUGAAAACAUCGUGGCUUUGUAUGACUUUCAGGUAAGGCUCGGGGCUGCAUUGGCGGUGGGGAGGGGGUGCGUUACUCUCCCAGGCUGGCCAGUGCACAGCCUCAGGCCCCAGGAGCUUGGGUCCCAGGCCAGCCAGGUGCUGAGACCCUGGUCGGUAGUGGAAGGUUCUAGGCCAGGAUCUCGUGUUGGGAGAAGGACUGGGCACCCCUGGUCACAGUCCUCACCGACAGUGACCCUCCCCCUCCCAAGGCCGGCUGUUCCCACAGCUGGACGUGACUCACUCGCAGCCGGCCCGGCCGCAGACGGAGCCAGCCCACCUCCUGCUGACUUACUCAAGGGCCUUUCUGGGCAGUGCCAGUCCUCCGCCUUGCCUUUCCUUGCUGAGAGGGGCCUUGGGCCUGGGGGGAAGGUGGGCAGGAUGCGGACUGGGUGGCAGCCCCUCGGUACCAGGUUCCAAGCUGGGGGCCGACGCCUCUCCUCCCACCGCAGCCGGGCCGGCCCCUCCAGCAGCAGGUGCGGCGUGUCCGUCCCCAUCCCGGUCCCCACGCAGGUGCGCAACUACCAGCGCAUUGAGCAGAACCUGCAGUCGCCCACCCAGUGCCAGACCACACGGUCCUCCGCCAUCCGCAGGUCGGGCAGCACCAGCCCCCUGGGCUUUGCCCGGGCCAGUCCGUCACCCCCAUCCCACGCCGAGCACGGAGCUGCCCUGGCCAGGAAGCUCUCCCUGGGUGGGGGCCGGCCCUACACACCGUCUCCACAAGUUGGAAUCCUCCCUGAACGGCAGGGCUGGAGCGGGGCACCCUCCCCCCAAGGAGCCGAGAUGCGGGGUGGCAGAUCCCCUCGUGCAGGCUCCUCUGCGCCCGAGCACUCCCCGCACGCCGCUGGGCUGGGCUAUCGCCUGCACAGUGCUCCCAACCUGUCCGACCUGCACGUCGUCCGCCCUAAGUUGCCCAAGCCCCCCACGGACCCCCUGGGGGCGGCGUUUGGCCACCCGCAGUCCAGCCCCCCGCAGCCAGCCCACGGGCUGCAGUCCUGCCGGCCGCUGCGAGGCUCGCCCAAGCUGCCUGACUUCCUGCAGCGCAACCCCCUGCCCCCCAUCCUGGGCUCCCCCACCAAGGCCACGCCUGCCUUCGACUUCCCCAAGACCCCCAGCUCCCAGAACUUGCUGGCCCUCCUGGCCCGGCAGGGCGUGGUCAUGACACCCCCCCGGAACCGGACGCUGCCGGACCUCUCCGAGGCAGGACCCCUCCAGGGGCAGCAGCUGGGCCCCGGCCUGCGGCCCACUGACGACAAGAGCCCCUUCGGCAGGUCCCUCAGUACCGGCCGCCUCACUGAUCUGCUCCUCAAGGCUGCGUUUGGGACCCAGGCCCCUGACUCGGGGAGCACGGACAGCCUGCAGGAGAAGCCUAUGGAGAUUGCGCCCUCUGCUGGCCUCGGAGGGAACCUGCACCCGGGAGCCCGUUCCGGGGGGGCCGGCAGCCCGUCUCCCGUGGUGUUCACCGUGGGCUCACCCCCCAGCGGGACCACGCCGCCCCAGGGUCCCCGUGCCAGGAUGUUGUCAGUGGGCUCCUCGAGCUCUCUUGGCUCGGCCAACUCCCCCUCUGCCCGUCACCUGGCGCCUGGGGCCUGUAGUGAGGCCGCCCCGGAGGUCCCGGCCCCCGGACACUGCUGCAGCUUCGCCGACCCCGUCACCGCCAACCUAGAGGGGGCUGUGACCUUCGAGGCCCCUGACCUCCCUGAGGAGACACUGAUGGAGCAAGAGCACACGGAGAUCCUGCAUAGCCUGCGCUUCACGCUCGUCUUCGUCCAGCACGUCCUGGAGAUCGCGGCCCUGAGGGGCAGCGCCAGCGACGCGGCCGGGGGGCCCGAGUACCAGCUGCAGGAGAGCGUGGUGGCCGACCAGAUCAGCCUGCUGAGCCGGGAGUGGGGGUGCGCGGGCCCUGCGGGGCCGGGGGGGAGGUGCCGCGACGGCCGGCCCCCCGGCCCCCCGGCCCCCUGUGCCUGGUGUGGGCUUCGGGGCAGCUGGGCUCAGCCCCUGGCCUCCCUCGAGCAGGUGCAGUCGGCCGCCUUGGACGAGAUGUUCCACCGCCGGGAGGACUGUGUCCAGCGCUAUCACAAGGCUCUGCUGCUGAUGGAGGGUUUGCAACACAUCCUCACCGACCAGGCGGACGUGGAGAACAUUGCCAAGUGCAAGCUGUGCAUCGAGCGGAGGCUCUCGGCGUUGCUGACCGGCAUCUGUGCCUGAGCUGUGGGGUGCCUGGCUCACUGUGCCCAGGGGGCUGGAUCUCCUCUGCGGAUCCCCCAGGCUGGGGGCGGCCAGCUGGCCAGGCUCGAAGGGACAGGCCUGUAGCCUUGGUGCUGCUUGCUGGUGCCAGGGAGGGGGGCGGGGCUCCCGAGCUGCAGGCCUGAGCUUCGGGGCGCUGGGAGGGCUCCAUACAACCCGAAUCCGGCCGGUCCCCCUGCCUCACCGAUGGGCUGAGCUCCUGGCCUCCUUGAAGGCGGGUGGGCACCUGCGGCCGGCCCCCAACCCCAGCCAGACCCCGGGGCAGCCCUGAUGCCGGCCGCCGUGCUGAGGACAGGAGGAGGCCCCGAGAGCCGCUCUGCCCAGGAAACGGUGUGGCCUCCUGGCCCCCCUCCUUCCCCGAGACCACCCACCCAGCUUUGUGAAUCACGGAGCACUUUAUGCAGGCGCAGUCCCCUGCCGCACUAGGAGGCGCGUGUGCAUACCUACAUACAGACGCACGUGUAUGAACUGACAGGCUCGCGUGUGCGGGGGCCUGCUGCCCGGGAUCCCCCGGGUAGACACAGACAUCUUAUUUAAAUGUUCUUUUAGGGACGGACAGUACGAAGCACCAAGCUUUCUGAACCCAGAACAGACGUUGAAGUCUAUUACACUUUACUCCUGAAAUGUGUCUUAUUUUUCUGCAGCUCUUUUUUUUUUAACAAAAGAAGAAAAUUUGUAGGAGUUUAGGAUGUUUGUUUAGGAAGGGUGGGGCAGGGCCGGGUGGGUGCUCAGCGUUGUGUGGAUGUGGGUGGAGGCAGGGGUGCCUGUGAGGGCAGCCCUCCCCCCCGCCCCCUUCCCACCUGGAGGCAGUGGGCGGGCAAGGGGGCGGUUCCUGCAGAGCCUCCUAUCCGGCUUUCACGGUGGGUUUGAUGCCAAAGUCGUGUGUUCCCCCCUCCCCCCCCCACCGCAGGCUGGGUCCUGGCUGCUCUGGGGGUAGACUGGUGGGGAGAGGGCAGAGGAAGCCCGCCUGAGUCCAGGCGCCCUGGGUGAGGGGUUUAAGGUCUUAACAUCAAGACGUGGACAUCUUUGUGUUUCUUUCUUUGCAAUACUUGAAAUACUGCCCCUGUGCUUGGAUUUCGUAGCAGCCCUGUGAGUCGUUGCCUCGUCCGCCAGUGACUUGGUUCCUUGCUGCACGGAACCUGUGCAUAUUUAUUGCUUUACGGUCGGCUGGGACCCAGGCCACCGGGAGGCUGGUGCCACGGGAGGGGGCUCAUGCAGCGGGCCACCACGUGCCUGCCUCCAGUGUGUGUGCUGCCAGCCGGUCUUGUCCUCCACGAAUCCGCACCCGACCCUUGGUCUACUUUACAGGAGUUUUGUGUGAUCCCCCCCCCCCAUUUGCAUUACAUCGUGUAAUACCAUUGAAGGAAAUAAACCUUUGGAAUUGA